AAAAUAUUAUAAAUUGUCAAUGUGACGAAUUUUGUGAGCAAUUUUUUUCAAAAUGUUUAUAUAAAGAAAAAAAUGAGGGUGUGGCCUCAGUUUGUGGCUGCUUUCAGCAUAUGCAUGGGCGCAUGGAGCACCGGAACACUGAUCGCCUUCACGGCUAACAUUUUGAUAGACGGCCAGCUGGAGUACAACGAUGUCAGCUACGAUAAGACGGAGACCGCUCUUGUGGGAGGCAUGAUAUGCUGGGGUGCCAUGGUAAUAUGCGUUCCAGUGGGUUAUUUGCUGGGCAUAAUCGGACGAAAAAUAACGCUGCUCUUGACGAUUAUCCCCUUCGAAGCCGGAUGGGCUAUGAUGUUCUGGUCGAAUAGCACGGGACUGGGGUUGGCGUCCAGAUUCAUCCUGGGUAUGGCGGGAGGUGCGUUCAACGUUGGUGCCCCACUGUACGCCAUGGAAAUAGCGGAGCUAAAGCUCAGAGGAAUGUUCGGGACCUUCUUCCAGUUGUUCAUCACGAUUGGAAUACUGUACGGGCAAGUGAUGGGAUGGAUUUUCCACGACAAUCUGGGCGCUUACAUAAUCUCGCUGUGGGUGAUCCCAAACGUCUUCUUCAUCGCGUACAUUUUCCAACCCGAGUCCCCAGCGUUUCUAUUGAAGAAAGGCAAAACGGAGAAAUGCGCGAAGGUUUUGAAGUACUUUCGUGGCGACGAUUACGAUCCCAGCGCCGAGAUGAAGGAAAUUCAAACGCAAAUCGACUUGGAAAGGGACGCGAAGGGCAAGUGUGCGGAGACUUUAAAAACAAAAGCGGCCAAGAAGGCCGUGACGAUUACCUUCCUUAUGAUGUUUUUCCAGCAGUUGACCGGUAUUAACGCCGUCAUGUUCUACACCGGCACCAUUUUUGAGACGGCCAAGCUUCCGAUCUCCAAUUACUUGCAAGUGGUGAUGGUCGGCGUUAUUCAGGUGGUGUUCACCCUGAUUUCGUCGGUGACCAUAGACAGAGCAGGGAGAAAGGUACUGUUUUUGAUAUCGACCGUCUUGAUGGCGAUCGGUUUGCUGAGCAUCGGUAUCUUCUUUACCGUCCAGGACCGCAUAGAACCGGAAGAGAGCGUGAUACGCAUAAUGGCCUGGUUCCCCGUGAUCGGCGCCUGCAUCUACAUCAUAGGCUUCUCGUUGGGCAUGGGUCCCAUUCCAUGGAUGACGGCCGGGGAGAUCGUGCCGUCGGUGAUAAAGGCACCCAUCGCGGCCGCCGCCGGCUCCGUCAACUGGUUUUUCGCGUCCAUCGUCAGUUUCGGUUAUCCGAUUGUUGCAGGGGCGAUCGGUACUGAUACCACGUUUUAUAUAUUCGUCGUAGUUUGUAUCGCCUGCGUUUGUUUUGCGAUUUUCUUAAUGCCAGAAACGAGGAAUAAACCCUUGGAUCAAAUUCAAAGAGAACUGGCUGGCGAAGCCUAAUUUUAUACAUAUUUUAUAUUAUACAAUGGUUUUAAUAAAUUUACUUUGAA
Molecule: messenger RNA, 1490 nt
Organism: Brassicogethes aeneus
Lineage: Eukaryota; Metazoa; Arthropoda; Insecta; Coleoptera; Nitidulidae
Source: the annotation of a GenBank genome assembly